AUGAUCAAUGAUCAUCAGGGAAUCAAGAAGAGGCCGGUUGACUAUGCGGUCCCCUCGAGGUCUGCGCAUCAGUCCGAUGGUGCGGCAAAUGGACAUGCGACCUCUGAGAAGAAAGGGCAGACGGGAAGCUCGGAGGUGAUGAAGGCUGUGGCUCAUGCUACGUUUCCCAAUUGGGCGAAUAUGGUCUUGAUGGCCUCGCUGAUUUUCGGUGGAUGUUGUACGAAUGUUUUUGCACUUGAGGCGAUUAUCAAACAAUUACCUACGGCUGGUCCCUUGAUCACCUUUGCGCAAUUCACACUAUGCGCCCUGUUCACAUUGCCGCACUUUCUUUCCUUGUCUGCCGGGCCUCGGAAUCUAUUCAUGAGUCCUCGUGUGAUUCCGCUUCGAUCAUGGGUGGUAUACACGGCCUACUUUGUGUCGGUGAAUAUGUUGAACAACUGGGCCUUUGCUUAUAAGAUCUCUGUGCCGCUGCACAUUAUCCUCCGCUCUGGAGGACCUGUGGCGUCUAUGAUUGUUGGAUAUAUCUAUAACGGGAGACGGUAUUCUCGCGGCCAAGUCGUGGCCGUGGCCCUAUUGACUGCCGGUGUUGCGGCUGCCGCGUUGGCUGAUGCCCAAGCCAAGGGCCAGUCCAUCGAUCUUCCCUCAACAACCGCUGACGCUGGCGGCCGUGAAGUCGAUGAAGUCUCGCUGAUGACCACCGCGACUGGCUUCACGAUCCUCGCACUGGCUAUGGUCCUUUCUGCGUUUCAGGGAAUCUACGCCGACAGAUUGUACGGGAAAUAUGGACGCGAUCACUGGAAAGAAGCGCUGUUCUACUCGCAUGCUCUUUCACUGCCACUCUUUGCGACUAGUUAUCCGCAACUACUGUCACAGUGGCGCAUCGUGGCUUCAUCACCUUCUCUGCUCUCCAUCGUUUCCUCUUGGAACGUCACCGAUACUUCGUCGACUGUGGUCAGUCAGAGCAUCGUUUCGAUCGUCGCGACUGCUCAGCAACACAAGCUUCUGGCGUCUUUUCUUGACAAGGUCCCCGUUCAGGUUGCUUAUCUGACGAUGAAUGCCCUGACGCAGUACGUUUGCAUACGAGGUGUGCAUCUGCUGUCUGCCAAGUCGUCGUCGCUGACGGUGACGGUGGUUCUCAAUAUUCGGAAACUCGUCUCAUUGCUAUUGUCGAUUUAUCUAUUUGGUAACGAUUUGGCCUCGGGCGUGCUUGUCGGGGCGGUCUUGGUCACUGUCGGUGGUGGAUUGUAUGGAUUUGAGGGGACCAGGUUGAGGAGAAAUCCGACGAAGAAAGAUCAAUGA
Molecule: messenger RNA, 1299 nt
Organism: Penicillium oxalicum
Lineage: Eukaryota; Fungi; Ascomycota; Eurotiomycetes; Eurotiales; Aspergillaceae
Exons: 4
Coding region: 1-1299 (432 amino acids)
Biological process (GO): transmembrane transport
Cellular component (GO): endoplasmic reticulum membrane; Golgi membrane
Molecular function (GO): UDP-N-acetylglucosamine transmembrane transporter activity
Source: RefSeq, a predicted model, not a curated record